Trichoderma citrinoviride is the source of this 1290-nucleotide messenger RNA. RefSeq lists its product as hypothetical. The coding region runs from base 1 to 1290 and encodes 429 amino acids. The transcript has 4 exons. Lineage: Eukaryota; Fungi; Ascomycota; Sordariomycetes; Hypocreales; Hypocreaceae. The record is from RefSeq and is a predicted model, not a curated record.
AUGCACCCUGAACCCCCUCCCCAGCUUAACCCUAUCCUUCCUGUCCUUGUGGGCCAACGCCCUGUUGAGAUCGAAGUGAUCCCGAUACCCUCUUCCCCUACCCUCGGUCCUGAUCCUAUGGAGGAGUCUACUGUUGAAGGCCUCAUCUUCACGAUGGAGACUACUCCCGAACCUCGUCCCCAGGGCAUCCAAGACGACUAUGUCGAGGUUGUCGCCGAGGACACUCGAGAGAUUGCUUCCCAGGACAGCCCUUUCCUCGGAUUGAACAUCGGCACUCAGCUAGAAGAAGCACUUCGAAGCUUCCUCCAUCGUCCCUCCACCACUAACCACACUGUCCUCCAGUUGAUGAAUUUCCUCGAGGAUGAUCCGGCCUACUGGCCCCCCAGCGACCUUGUUCCCCAGGACUUCCUGGAUGACAAGAUCCGCUUCAUUGGAGAUAUCCUGCGCAACUUGACGGACGAAUUCGAGGUGGAGGAUCUCACCGUCAUGCAGUUUGUGUACUUUUGCAUGAUGCCCACUCACAGGGUGUAUGAGAUCGGUACCUGUGAUUGGGAGCAGGGUGGCUACUACAAGGACAUGACUGUGGAGGCUGCUGGUUACAUUUCGUUCAUGAAUCCCGCCGAGCAGGCAAUGGCUCUCGCCCGCGAUGGCAAUGUCUGCAUCCUCACGGGAGCUGCCAACCCCGAGGCCUGCCGCAUCCUCCCCUUUGCCACCACCGCCACCCAGCACAAUGCUGAGUCCUCCUGGUCCUUCUGGUUCAUCUUGAGCGACUUUAUGGAUGAGCGGGCCCGCGCAGGCUUUGAGUCCAUGCUCCUCACGGCUGGCGGCUCCGACGAGUGUUGGAACAUGCUUAGCAUGACCCCAGCCCUCGGCGCCCUUUGGAAGCGAUGCUUUUUCGCCUUCAAGUGUGUUCGCAUUACUCCCACGGACAACGACAACGGCAUCAUCUGGCUCCAGUUCAACUUGAUGCCGCGCAACGACGUCGACCCCCAGGCCGUCGUGACGCCCACGAAGGAGAACCUCCUGCGACUUCUGCAGGACACUCCUUCGUCCGAGGGUUCCAGCGCUGCGGACGCCCUGCGUACCUCCGGCCGACAUCUUGAGAACGGUCACACCUUCGGCCUUUCUAUGCCGAUGGAUGAGAUUGUCCGCAUGAAGGUCGCGAUCGAUAUCCAGUGGAACGCGAUUCGACUGGCUGCCAUCUCGGGCCUGGCUCGCACCUGGGACGCUGGCAACGAGGAUGUCGACUUGGAGUCCGUUUAUACGGACAACAUUCCCUUCACUGCCUGA